Molecule: messenger RNA, 2644 nt
Organism: Callithrix jacchus (white-tufted-ear marmoset)
Lineage: Eukaryota; Metazoa; Chordata; Mammalia; Primates; Cebidae
Gene: CACFD1
Product: calcium channel flower domain containing 1
Biological process (GO): vesicle-mediated transport
Cellular component (GO): membrane
Source: RefSeq, a predicted model, not a curated record
AAUAUGCUGUCUCUCCCACAAGGCAGCGCGCCGGCUCGAACGCGGCCGGCUACCGAUCCCUUUGUCAGGGCUGUGAGCUGCGCCCGACGGCCGCACCAUGAGCGGCUCGGGCGGGGCGGCUGCGGCGUCUGCCAGCUCCGCGCCGCCCGCGCAGGAAGAGGGCAUGACGUGGUGGUACCGCUGGCUGUGUCGCCUGUCGGGGGUGCUGGGGGCCGUCUCUUGUGCGAUCUCUGGCCUCUUCAACUGCAUCACCAUCCACCCUCUGGACAUUGCAGCCGGCGUGUGGAUGAUUAUGAAUGCCUUCAUCUUGUUGCUGUGCGAGGCGCCCUUCUGCUGCCAGUUCGUCGAGUUUGCAAACACGGUGGCGGAGAAGGUGGACCAGCUGCGUUCCUGGCAGAAGGCUGUCUUCUACUGCGGGAUGGCGGUCGUUCCCAUCGUUAUCAGCCUGAGCCUGACCACGCUGCUGGGCAACGCCAUCGCCUUUGCCACAGGGGUGCUGUACGGACUCUCCGCUCUGGGCAAAAAGGGCGACGCGAUCUCCUACGCCAGGAUCCAGCAGCAGAGGCAACAGGUGGAUGAGGAGAAGCUUGCGGAGACCCUGGAGGGGGAGCUGUGAAGGGCUGGGCACCUAUCCCUCCCUGCACCUCCUCUGGCUCUGUGUGGGUCCAAGUGAGACCUGAAUGAUCCGUGCCGAGACACAGCCUGGAGAAGGGUUUCUGUACAUGCCCCCACACCUGCAUUCCUCUGCCGCUUUCUCCAGACUCCAAACUGGCUUACACCGGGAGCCUCUGGCUGCUGGUGUGAGGGUCUGGACCGCUGGACUUGAGGCAGAGCUGAGCAGAGCCUGCAGUAGCUGUGUGUGGACAGCACCCGACCCUGCUCCUCUGCUGGGUGGGUCCACAGAGCUCACACCACAGACAGGGCUGCUGGUGACCUGCUGCGAUCUGGGAGCAGCCUCCCGGGAGAUGCUUGUCCUGGCUUGAGGGGAGGUGUGUCAAGUAGGACCUUGCCACUGGGCACUGAGCAGAGGGACCUCCCCCAGCUUUCUCGGCAGGUGGAGCCCUAAGGCCCGGGACAGCCUGCCGCUGCCCACAACCUCCCACUGCUGCCUGGGGUGCAGCGCCCACUGCUACUGGGCCUUCUGAAAAAGCCCACAGGGCUCCACAGAUGCACCCCUGUACCUGGAGUUGCAGCCUUGGCAGUGACUGGACAGCUGGGUGGGGGGUCCCCCUGUCAGCUCCUGGAACCUUGGACAGGCCACCCCAAGACUCCUCAGCUGCCCCUCCCCUCUGGGCCUGCUGGGGCCCCUAGGUUCUGCCCUUUCUCCCCCACCCCCGCCGGCCUUGGUGCUAAGGAAGUGGGGAGAGCAGGCUCUCCCUGGCACCCUUGAGGGUGCCCACAGUCUCCCUGGUGUGGCCCGGUCAUGUCAACUGCAGCCCCGCCCUGUUAGUGGGUUAGUGGGUCUGACCUCAGCCCCACUCAGGUGCUCUUGCCAGCCUGGCCAAGCCCUGCCCUCAGGGAGCUUCUGCUUUUGAAGAACUGGGCAGAGGCCACCGUCACUUCCCCACAUGGAACUGUCCCCACUGCCCCGGAUGCCAGGCCAUCAGGAAACAGACCUGCACAGGGAGGAUGCCGAGAGCUGCUGCCCAGGAAACCUAUCUCUGUCUUCCCUCUGCCAGCCUCUGUGAGGCUGGCUGUCGGGCAGGUGGGACCUGGCUAAGAUUGGGUGGGGCUUGGCAGAGGCAGGAGGGUGCAGAAGAAACUCUGCCUGCGGCCAACGCUGGGCUGGGCCUGCUCUGAGCUUCUGGAGCACAGGAACUAGGUCUUGCUAAGUGAACAGAAGCCCCAUGGCUGUGCCAGGGGUUGCCCAGGAACACCUUCCAGGCCCAUCCGCCUCCGAGGCCAGGAGUGGCAGGCUGGUAGGCGGGGGGUGGGGUUCUUUGGGCCCUGCCCAGUACUGCCCUGGGGUCUUGCUGGUGGGCUCCUGGGUCAGCAGCACCCCACCCUGGGAGUCUGGCCAGCUGAACCCCAGAAUGGCAGGGGCAUUAUAGCCUGGUGGACAUGUGCCUUCAGGGUUCCUCCGGGGCCACCUUCCUCAGGCCAGUGCUGGGUUCAAAGGGCUAUGUGUGUGUGUAUAUAUGUUUAUGUGUGUGUGUGUACACAUCUGUCCCACAUCUGCAGUGAGUGACUGUCUACCUCCCAUGAGGAGCAAGGGCUCUGCCUGCCCUCUGCUCAUUCUCACCCAGGUAGUGGGCCCCCAGGUCCCCUUCUGCCUGGUCUGCCUGCUGCUGCCCCUGCCAGAGCGGCCUCACUGGCAGCCAGAGACCGCAGAAGAAGGGUUGGCUGUGGAUCAAGGCAGGCUGCCCCUGUGCCCUGUGGGGAAAUGGUAGCUGCAUGGCUGGAUGCAGAGGUGGAAGACCCCUGGCCACAGGCGGGUUGGUGGGCAGGUCACCUGUCCCCCAGGGGCAUGCUGUCCAGCAGGAGCCCUGCCUUGCCAGAACAUCUCUUCCAGCAGCCUAGGUGGCCAGGCUGCACCUGCCUUGUCUGGGCUCUGUGGGGCAACCUUUCUCCCUUUUCUGCUCCUCGGUGUUUAUGCGCAUCUUGAGCAAUAAAGUGCGGCCAUGGCUCGCGUGCCUGCCCUCCA